GGGAAAAAAGUCGAAACAAAUUCCAGCAAAUAAAUCACGAUGGAGAGGUUAAUCGGGCUCGAUAUAUGCCCCAAAACCCAUUUAUCAUUGCAACUAAGACAGUUAGUGCUGAAGUAUGUGUUUUUGACUACAGUAAACAUCCAUCUAAGCCUCCUCUAGAUGGUGCAUGCAAUCCAGAUUUAAGGUUAAGAGGCCACAGUACAGAGGGCUAUGGUUUGUCUUGGAGUCAAUUUAAGCAGGGUCAUCUAUUGAGUGGUUCAGAUGACUCAGAUAUAUGUUUAUGGGACAUUAAUGCCACUCCCAAAAAUAAGGCUAUAGAGGCUAUGCAGAUAUUUAAGGUUCAUGAAGGUGUUGUUGAGGAUGUAGCUUGGCAUCUGAGGCAUGAGUAUUUAUUUGGCUCUGUUGGGGAUGAUCAGUAUCUGCACGUAUGGGAUCUGCGAACUCUAUCAGUGACCAAGCCUAUACAAUCUGUAGUCGCACAUCAAAGUGAGAUGUGGUUCCUCUGUUUGAGACCGUCAAAGACUUGAGAGAAGCUGGCUCAGUGAUUAGAAGAUUACUAUCAAUUGAUUGGUAUAGGAACCACGUCAUAAAGAACCACAAUGGGCAUCAGGAGGUAUUUAUGACAUGAUGCAUUAGGCUAUUUAAAAAAGUUUCACUUUUGGGCUUAGAUCAUGGUUGGUGUGCACAAGUUAUGGUUGGUUAUUUUGAUUCUGGAAAAGAUGUUGGUCGUUUCACUGCUGCAUAGGAGCUUUACAAAGCUCAAAAAGAUGUUGUAGCUGCAUGUAAUGAAUAUGAAAUAAAAAUAACUCUAUUCCAUGGACGCGGUGGAAGCAUUGGCCGUGGUUGUGGUCCUACAUACCUUGCAAUUCAAUCCCAGCCACCUGGAUCUGUUAUGGGUUCUCUUAGAUAUACGGAACAAGGAGAAAUGGUGCAGGCGAAAUUCGAAUUACCCCAAAUGGCUGUUCGGCAGCUAGAGAUAUACACUACAGCUGUUCUUCUUGCUGCUUUACGUCCCCACAGCCUCCAAGGGAACAAAAAUGGCGUAAUCUGAUGGAUGACAUAUCAAAUUUGAGUUGCAGGAGUUAUAGAAGCACAGUAUAUGAAAACCCUGAGUUCCUUACUUCUACGGAGCAACACCUCAGGCUGAGCUAGGAUAUCUCAACAUUGGUAGCCUUCCAACAAGGAGAAAUGUUGGAGAAAGAGUUCAGGUGGAAUUUGUCAACUCCGUGCAAUUCCAUGGAUAUUUGCAUGGACAAGACAAGUACAUCGAAAGAAAAGGGCGAGGUGACACAGGCCUAUGGAGAUUGUUGAAAAAAUUAAUGUAUGAAAGUUGAACCAAAUAACAACACCUUUGGCUAAUUGGUGAGUAUUCAUUAUAUAUAAAUUAGAACAAAAUAUUUACUCAUUAUAUAUGGUGACAAGUAAAACAUUAGAGAUUCGUGUAAUGUACAAAGGGGAUACUUUUGCUUCCUGACAUAUAUGUAAAUAUGAUCGGCUUCUUUAUUGCAAUGAUAUUAUACCACUUAUAAUUCA
Messenger RNA from Solanum lycopersicum (tomato), 1533 nucleotides. RefSeq names its product WD-40 repeat-containing protein MSI1. Gene Ontology annotation, molecular function: histone binding; nucleosome binding. Gene Ontology annotation, cellular component: nucleus. Lineage: Eukaryota; Viridiplantae; Streptophyta; Magnoliopsida; Solanales; Solanaceae. Gene Ontology annotation, biological process: regulation of DNA-templated transcription; chromatin remodeling. The record is from RefSeq and is a predicted model, not a curated record.